GCCUGUGCUGCACUGAGAAGAACACAGCCUUUGACAAUUUCUCCUGAUUUAUAAAGUUAAAAAAAAAAAUACAGAUCCAUUGCAAUGUGUACUGGGAAGUGUGCACGGUUAGUGGGGCUUAUUCUUCUGCCCACAGCUUUUUUGUGUAUAAUAGCCAAUAUACUUUUAUUCUUCCCUAAUGGAGAACAGCUGGAAAUUGGCCAGAUUUCCCUUCAAGUCUGGCUUAUGGGAGGUGUGCUCGGCGGUGGACUAAUUAUGAUGUGUCCAAGCUGCUCAGCCAUCAGAGCCGGGGGCAAAGGCUGUUGCGGGGCUGGUUGUUGUGGAAACCGUUGUCGUAUGCUGAAUUCUGUUUUCUCUUCUGUAUUUGGCAUUGUUGGGUCGGCCUACUGUGCCUCUGUUGCCAUUGCAGCACUGGCUGUUGGGCCUCUAUGCAAGAACAAGAAUGGUGAUUGGGUAUAUCCCUUUGAGGAUACGGCAAGGAACAGCAGUUACCUGGGGGAUAAGACCACAUGGUCCGAGUGUGCCUUUCCGGAGAAUGUGGUUCUCUGGCACAUCGUGCUGUUCUCCAUACUCUUGGGUCUGUCUCUGAUCCAGAUGAUACUCUGUGUCAUUCAGGUUGUGAACGGAUGUGUAGGCUGCCUCUGUGGAGACUGCCGGAAAAAGAAAUCGGAUGAGGGAGGUCUAUGAGAUCUGCAGAGAGGAAUACAAAAACAAA
This is a messenger RNA of Carassius auratus (goldfish), 715 nucleotides long. RefSeq names its product transmembrane 4 L6 family member 5-like. Gene Ontology annotation, cellular component: membrane. The record is from RefSeq and is a predicted model, not a curated record. NCBI's taxonomy places the organism in Eukaryota, Metazoa, Chordata, Actinopteri, Cypriniformes, Cyprinidae. The transcript is spliced from 5 exons. The coding region runs from base 85 to 687 and encodes 200 amino acids.